AUGGCAAAGUGGGGUGAGGGUGAUCCCAGAUGGAUUGUUGAAGAAAGACCCGAUGCCACAAACGUGAAUAACUGGCAUUGGACAGAGAAAAACGCUGGCCCAUGGUCCCAAGAGAGGAUUAAAGAACUCUUUCAAGACCAAAAAGUUGAUUCAGAUGAAGCCGAACUUACUAUUAAAGAAGUAGAAAAAGUAGAUGGCGAAGCUUCAGCUAGCAAUAGGAAAGGAAAGUUAAUUUUUUUUUAUGAAUGGGACCUUGUUCUUAAAUGGGAGGGAAAAUUGAAGAAUGGAACGGAUAGGAAGUUUAACGGAAAAAUUAAAGUUCCAAAUUUGUCAGAAGAAAAUGAUGUCUCAGAGUUAGAUAUACAAAUUUCUGUAAAAGACGAAGAUGAGGAAGGUCUAAAGUUAAAGCAAAUUAUGCAUAAAACCGGGAAAGACCUCGUUCGUUCCCAACUAGCAAAAUACAUCUCGGGUCUUAAGGAAGAAUUCUCCAAAGGUAUGAUCCUCCCAAAAAAGGGCGAAACGAAAGCGGACAGCGUUAAAACAUUGACAAGCGGUUUUAAUAAAGCGAAAAUCAACAUGGAACCCAUCUUUAAUAAGGAGAAUAAACAGACAGGCUUGAAAAUCGAUACUAAGACAUUUAAACAAACUCAAAAAUUCCAGUGCACGGCGCAGGAAUUCUACGACGCUAUGACUCGAAUAGAAAUGGUGACUGCCUUUACGAGGGGUCACGUGAAAUUGGAUCCAGUGAAAGGUGGUAGAUUCGAAUUGUUUGGUGGAAAUAUAAGCGGAAAAUUUGAUGAGCUGGUACCCGGUAAGAAAAUCGUGAAGCAGUGGAGGUACAAGCAGUGGCCGGAGGGACAUUUUUCUACUGUUACUAUACGAAUUGAGCAAAAGAAUGACCAUACGGAAGUGAUCUUAGAACAAGUAGGUGUACCCAGCGCCGAGCUGGAUGUCACCAAAGACAACUGGCAAAGGUACUAUUGGGACUCAAUGAAGCAAGCAUUUGGCUUUGGAGUGUUCUUUACAUAA
This is a messenger RNA of Psylliodes chrysocephalus, 1029 nucleotides long. NCBI's taxonomy places the organism in Eukaryota, Metazoa, Arthropoda, Insecta, Coleoptera, Chrysomelidae. The record is from the annotation of a GenBank genome assembly.